Trichobilharzia szidati is the source of this 3324-nucleotide messenger RNA. The record is from the annotation of a GenBank genome assembly. Lineage: Eukaryota; Metazoa; Platyhelminthes; Trematoda; Strigeidida; Schistosomatidae.
CGCUACUUUAGAAAUUCUAUUUUGUUUUCGAUACCCUGGAUUUACUUUCCCUAGCUGCAGGAUAGAAUGAUUCAAGAACCAACGAGGAGUGAAAUAUUUCAGCGUAUGGUUAAAAAUAUGCAAGUGGAACAGGAAAUACUUGAUGCACUAACAGAUCACGAGAAAGCAGUUCUGUUUUCUGCUAUUCGAUUAGAACAGAUCAAAAGAUACAAAAAAUGGGAUGCUGAUCAGGAAAUACUUAAAAAAAAUUCUGAAAAUGAUGGAAAAUCAAGCAAUACUCGACAUUCUAAACGACAUGUCAAUUAUCUGUGUGGAUCAGAUGGAAAGCUGAUUGUUACCGCAGCUACUGCACCGGAUUAUGAUAGAACUAAUUAUUCAGAUAGUUAUGGAUCUUCAGGGAAUGAUUCAACAACUUCAUCAAAAUCCAUCAUUGUUAUUAGAGAUUUUGAACGACCAGGACAACAUUCAGAAACAAGUGGUGCAGUGAAAACAUCAAUAGAAAAGUGUAUAUACACAACGAAUGUGACACUGCCAACAACUACAAUAACGAAUAGUGUAAAUAGCAGUUCAGCUACAAAUAAUGCAACAAUUACUGUGCCUUCUUCUGCUUCUGCUCCGCCUGCUUCGUCCACUACUACGAAUACAAUAGUCACAUACAAAAAUGAUAAACAGUAUCCAGAAAAUAGUAUUCGUCUAAUUCAACCGCAUAUAAAUCAAAAACAAUUUGAUUCGUCUGUCUCAGAAUCCUACGAUUCAUCAUCGUAUACAUGUGAUUCUUCAUCAUACACGAAUUCAUCAACAACUUCAUCAACAAAUUCCUCAAUAAAUAGUAGUGGUAGUAGUUGUAAUAGUACAUCAACAAGUAGAACAACAAAUUCAAGCAUAUCAGAAACACUAGUGAUCAUACCAAAUUAUCCAGCGUCUGGACAUCGUGAUGAACAAAAACACCCGUCGUCAAGUACAGAUGCCUUUCUUUUAUCGCCAACACCUUUCACACGUAGUCCAAAUAUGAAUAAUCAACGUUCAACUAAUUCUACUCCCAGUACUACUGAUACUACUAAUUAUACCCAUAAUAGUAGUAGUAUUAGUAGUAGUAGCCCUAAGACAAAUAUCAGUGUUAAUCGUGAAAAUCCCAAUACAAUACAUCAAGGACAAAAAAGUGGACAUUAUAUCUCAAUUAUAACAUCAUCAAUACACGAGGAUAAUAAUAAUACUUCCAAGAAAGAUUCAACAAUUAAUUCAACAAUUAUUGUCUCGCCACCACCACCAACAACAACAACAAUCAUACGAAGUAGACAGUCGAACGCUAUUGAUUUCUCAUCAUCGGGACAAUCAUCAACCUAUGCAAAAAGAAACAAUAAUACCAUUAUCAAUAUUGACAAUAGGAACAAUGCGAAAAAUGUUGACUGUGUCUAUAAUGACAGUGAUAAUGAGGAUGUUGAUGGCGAUGGUGAUGCUGACGAUGUCGACAGUGACGACGAUGAAGACGAAGUUACCAUAAACACUAACGAUAAGAUUCAUAUUAAAAGUAAUAAAAUCAAUUAUAUCUAUCAUGAUGAGCCGAACAAUACUGACAUUAUUCAGAAAUAUCAUAAUACAUUGAAUAAUUCUACAGUUAUUGUAACUGCUUCACCUUAUAACAAGAAUAACAGUAGUAAUAACAACAAUAACACUAGGAACAAUGUGGAUGACGGUAAUACUAGUGAUAGUCUGUCGAAGGCGGUUAACAAUAGUAGUAGUAUUAGUAUUAGUAAUACCACUUCUGUUAGUAGUACUCAAAGUGAUAAUUACCGCAUAGAGAAACCAAAACAAGCGGUUAAUUAUUAUCGUACUAACACUACAAAUAUUCAUAAUACUAGCCUUCAUAAUUCAAGAGGUUCUAAUACCUUUCAAUUAACAAUGUAUCCUAAUCCAAAUGAGAACAUCAAUAAUAGUAAUAGUAAUAAUAAUAAUAAUAGCAAGCAGAGAGAAUGUGUGCAAGACAGUGAUGUCUCCUUCUGUGAUAUUAUCCCAAUGUCUCCAUCAACAAGUAAAUCGUUGAAACGAUUCAUUCUGGCAAGAAGUCCAGCCAGUAGUCCAUCAAUUCUGACAACAACAUCGAACAGUGCACCACCAUCGCCUUUAAUCAAUAGCAAUAAUAAUAAUAUAAAUGAUAAAACUAGAUCACCACUUGAUUCUGUGCUGUUAUCACCAAAUACAAGAAUACAAUCGAAUCAGUUGGGUAGGAUUGGUUUCGCGAAUGAUAAAAAUAAAAUAACGUCAGCAACAGCACCACCAACAACAACAUCAACAACGGCGACAAGUCAACAUCACAAUGUUGUUACUUCAUUUUCAUUGCCUUCGAAGACAUUGUUGAAUGAGAAUGUUGGCGACGAUGAUGAGGAUGUUGACGGUGAUGGUGAUGAUGGUAGAAAUCGAUGGAUACUGACACCAUUUGCACCUUAUAAUCGAUCAAAUACAAAUUUGCAUCAACGCAGUGAAUUACACUUGCGACAUCAAGCUACACCUCUUUUAGCUUAUCAACAACACCAGCAACAACAACACAACCAACGAAUUAUUACACCAAAUAGUAAUAAUAAUAAUUAUGUUAUCAGAGAUAUUUCAACUGUAAAAUCACAGAAUAUUUCAUCAGAUGAAGAGAAUAGGAAUACAAGUUACUGGAAUUCAAAUCUCUAUAAAAGUGAUCGAGCUCCAUUAGUACUUCCAAAGCCUGGAUUUUGGACACCAGAUGUUAGAAGUUCCCGUAAAGCCUUCAAUAUAUAUGAAGAUGAUUCAAGAACUAAAGUUUGUCGAUGGUUUGAAAAAUUUGAAGCUUCACGACUACUUAUUGAUUUUGGAUUACCAAUAACUGGAUUCAGUCCAAAUUUAUCCUCACUAGCAUUUUCACAAGUACCUGAAUGGUUCCACGGAAUACUUUCUCGAGAGCAAGCGGAACGCUUAUUAACUCAAACUGACAGAAGAGGCAGUUUCCUUCUACACUUAAAUGAAUCAUUUCCAGGUUAUGUGAUAAGUGUAUACACCUCCUCAUAUUGUGAUCAUUUCCUCGUAUCGGUGAUUGCAACACAACAACAGACAAAUAAUAAUAACAAUCAGACGUCCAAUCGUGCUUUAAGUAAAAGUACAUAUCAGUUAUUUGGUGUUGCUAAUCCAGAACAAUUCACUGAUUUAAGAGAUUUAGUAAAGUAUUAUUCUGUACAUAGUUUAAGUCAGAGCAAUAGUCAAUUAUUAUUGGUUUAUCCUGUUGGACAAGAGAAUCCUGCACUUCCUGAUUAUUUGGAUAUAUUCUAUUCCCGACCAGAUCCGAAUAGCUCAACUCGAUUCUAG